Messenger RNA from Paraglomus occultum, 192 nucleotides. Lineage: Eukaryota; Fungi; Glomeromycota; Glomeromycetes; Paraglomerales; Paraglomeraceae. The record is from the annotation of a GenBank genome assembly.
AUGAUGAAAAAGGAGAUUAAAGAUGCGGUCAGCCCACCUGAUAAUAAAUUGAGCAGGCUAGAUAAUCGGGUCUAUGCACUUGCUGUAGACAUGGCUUGUGUGAAGACGCACCUUGGACUAACUGAACUGAAACAGGAUUCUCCCGCUUCUCCCGCUUCUCCCGUUUCUUCUCUCAAACCAAAGGCCAAGUAA